AAUAAUAUUAGUUAUUGAGUAUUUGACGGUCAAGAAAGAUACACGUGAAUAUUUUGUCCUGUGUCAAAGAAAAUUUCCUCACUAAAAAUUAAAAUUUAAAAAAAAAAAAUGGCCGAAAGUGAGGGAAAAAUUUAUGAAUUUAAAAUAAUUCUAAGAGACGUAAAACCAAUGAUUUGGCGACAAAUUCAAUUACCUGAAAAUUAUACAUUUGGCCAUUUAAGCGAUUCAAUAAUAUCGUCAAUGGGUUGGUAUGGUACGCAUAUGCAUCAAUUUUAUGUGAAAAAUUCAUUAACUGGUAAACGUGAAAUAAUUGGUGAAAAACCAAAUAGUCAACAAUAUUCAAUAACAACAAUAUGGGAGAAUGAUAUUGAAAUAAGUAAAUAUUUUAUUGAAAAUCAAAAGAAGGCAAUUUAUAUUUAUGAUAUGAACGAUGCUUGGAUACAUGAUAUUAUUUUAAUUAAUAUUUUUAAUGCCGUGGCAAAUGUUAAUUAUCCAAAAUGUAUUGAUGGUAAAGGUGCAUGUCCACCUGAUGAUUGUGGUGGUAGUUCGGGUUAUAUGCAUUUAUUAUCGUUGAGAAAAAAAAAACAAAUCACCGAAAAUGAACAACAAGAAUUGGAAAAUUUUUUUAUGGAAGGUCCUAAUUAUGAUACAAAUUAUUUUGAUCCUGAAAAAGUUAUUUUUUUAACACCAAAAUUAUUUAAAGAUUGUUGCAUUGCUUAGAAGAAAAUUUUUUUACAGAAUUAUGAAGGAAUUUAUUUUUAAUAUUAAAACAGAAAAAUAAUAACAAGUUUAGAGAAAAAUAUUUUUUAUAGUAUUUUUAAAUUUUGUCAAUUUUAUAUAUAAUUGAAAUUUUUAAUUAUUUGUUCUUUUUAAGACUGACUAUAUUGUAUAUUAAUUUUUUUUUUAAUACUUUGUAAUGACGCAACAAUGAAAUAAAAUCAUUGAACCUUU
Leptopilina boulardi is the source of this 951-nucleotide messenger RNA. RefSeq lists its product as uncharacterized. The record is from RefSeq and is a predicted model, not a curated record. The transcript has 2 exons. NCBI's taxonomy places the organism in Eukaryota, Metazoa, Arthropoda, Insecta, Hymenoptera, Figitidae. The coding region runs from base 109 to 720 and encodes 203 amino acids.